UCACCUGCCUACCUGCAGCCUUGUCCGGUGGCUCCUCGUCAGCCAAUCAGCGGCUGGAGCGCAGCGGGGCGCGGCUCUGGAGAAGGUGUGCGCACUGAUUUCUGGGAAGAUCAACAAUGUCAGCGCAUCCGAAAGCACGGGACACCCGGUAGGACAGGAAGGACUUUGGGAUAGAGUUCCCUCCUAUACCUUAAGGAUUUGACAAGGGUGACUACUUUGGGACUGCUGUGACAAAAUGAUGCGCUUCCUGUUGCUGUUCAAUCGGCAGGGGAAGCUGCGACUGCAGAAAUGGUUCAUACCAAUAACAGACCGGGAGAAGAAGAAGGUGAUCCGGGACAUGAUAAUGGUAGUGUUAGCCCGUCCGCCACGUUCCUGCAACUUUCUCCAAUGGAGAGACCUCAAGAUCAUUUACAAAAGAUAUGCCAGUUUGUAUUUCUGUGCUGGACUAGAAGCCCAGGAUAAUGAGCUGCUGUCCCUUGAAGUGCUGCACAGAUAUGUCGAGUUGUUGGAUAAAUACUUUGGCAACGUUUGUGAGUUGGACAUCAUUUUCAACUUUGAGAAGGCUUACUUCAUCCUGGACGAAUUCCUGAUGGGAGGAGAAGUCCAAGAAACAUCCAGAGUAGCCGUGGGAGCAUCAAUGGAGGAGGCUGACAUGCUCCAAGAGGUACUUUAAGACACUGGAGGAAUACUUGACCAAACCUGCCUACUGAGCCAAAAGAGGACGAGAGUGUUUCACAUUUCAAAACUUGAAGCAAAUGGUUCAUUUCAAGCAACAUUUUUAUUCAGUGGCUGAUGGUGACUCAUUUGGCGUAACACUGUGGUCAUACAACAACCACAAACGUGCUGAUCUUGUUUCCUCUUAAGGUUUAAGGAUUGGAAUUAUUUUUGAAUAUGUAAGUACCUUUUUAGCGCGAUGUCUGUUAAUCUCAGGGUUUUAUGACAGGAGAUAAGACUCAAAAAAG
Messenger RNA from Scatophagus argus, 962 nucleotides. It is a transcript of the gene ap1s3a, whose product is annotated as adaptor related protein complex 1 subunit sigma 3a. Gene Ontology annotation, molecular function: clathrin-cargo adaptor activity. Gene Ontology annotation, cellular component: intracellular membrane-bounded organelle; membrane coat; AP-1 adaptor complex. The coding region runs from base 236 to 673 and encodes 145 amino acids. Gene Ontology annotation, biological process: intracellular protein transport; vesicle-mediated transport. NCBI's taxonomy places the organism in Eukaryota, Metazoa, Chordata, Actinopteri, Scatophagidae. The record is from RefSeq and is a predicted model, not a curated record. The transcript has 5 exons.